CAGUAGGCAGUGCCCUUCCCUCUCCCUCCCUCUGUAUAUCCACUGGCUGUCACAGCAGCGGCUCAAAGACGAGCAGUAACGGCAAUCCACUCUCCACGGCACUCUCACCUUUCUCUGUACCCGUCUACAUCCCGCAAACAUGGACCUGGAGACACCGAUGUGCACGGCGCUCUUGCUUCCCAUCCUCCCCGCGCUCUAGCUGUGCGCUCCCGGUCCGAGACACGUCCUGCUGCCGACCAGAAGAGGACUGUUAUUAUUUUGUCGGUUCGCUGAGACAUCACUGUGCAGAAGAGAGAGAGAGAGAGAGAGAGAGAGAGAGAGAUAGAGAGGACAGUAGAUUCUGAGCAGGAGAAGACCACACAGUCGUGACAGCAAACGGCCGUUUCAGGAUAUCGGGCAACUGAGAGCGGCUUUUUGUGUCCUCCAUCAUGGCGAGUGACUCUCCAGCUCGGAGUCUGGACGAAAUCGACCUUUCCGCUUUGAGGGACCCUGCUGGGAUCUUUGAGUUGGUUGAACUCGUGGGAAAUGGCACAUACGGACAGGUGUACAAGGGUCGCCAUGUUAAGACCGGGCAGCUGGCAGCUAUCAAGGUCAUGGAUGUCACUGGGGAUGAGGAAGAGGAGAUUAAAGCAGAAAUUAAUAUGCUGAAGAAGUACAGCCACCAUCGGAACAUCGCCACCUACUACGGAGCUUUCAUCAAGAAAAACCCUCCUGGCAUAGAUGACCAGCUAUGGCUGGUCAUGGAGUUCUGUGGAGCUGGCUCAGUGACAGAUUUGAUCAAGAACACCAAGGGCAACUCUCUGAAAGAGGAGUGGACUGCUUACAUCUGUCGAGAGAUUCUCAGGGGUCUGACUCAUCUCCAUCAGCACAAGGUCAUCCACAGAGACAUCAAGGGACAGAACGUCCUGCUGACUGAGAAUGCAGAGGUCAAACUAGUGGACUUCGGUGUUUCGGCCCAGUUGGACAGAACGGUAGGAAGGAGGAACACAUUUAUCGGGACGCCAUAUUGGAUGGCACCAGAGGUCAUCGCCUGUGACGAGAACCCCGACGCCACGUAUGACUUCAAGAGUGAUUUAUGGUCAUUGGGGAUCACAGCAAUAGAGAUGGCUGAAGGAGCACCACCGCUGUGUGACAUGCACCCCAUGAGAGCCCUCUUCCUCAUCCCACGCAACCCCGCUCCCAGACUCAAGUCAAAGAAAUGGUCGAAGAAGUUCCAGUCGUUCAUAGAGAGCUGUCUGGUGAAGAGCCACAGCCAGAGACCCAGCACAGAGCAGCUCCUCAAACACCCUUUCAUCAGAGACCUGCCCAACGAGAGGCAGGUCCGCAUCCAGCUGAAGGACCACAUCGACCGCACCAAGAAGAAGAGAGGAGAGAGGGAUGAGACAGAGUACGAGUACAGUGGCAGUGAAGAGGAGGAUGAAGAAAGAGACAUGGGUGAACCAAGCUCUAUCAUCAACAUCCCCGGGGAAUCAACCCUUAGGCGGGACUUCCUGCGCCUCCAGCUGGCCAAUAAGGAGCGCUCGGAGGCACAGCGGCGGCAGCAGCUGGAGCAACAGCAGAACGAGGAGCACAAGCGCUUACUGUUGGCUGAAAGACAGAAACGCAUCGAGGAGCAGAAGGAGCAGAGGAAGCGGCUGGAGGAACAGCAACAGCGAGAGCGAGAGCUGAGGAAACAGCAUGAGAGGGAACAGAGGAGGCGCUACGAGGAAAUGGAACAGCUCCGCAGAGAGGAGGAGAGGAGGCAUGCAGAGAGAGAACAGGAGUAUAUCCGUAGACAGCUGGAAGAGGAACAGAGGCAGUUAGAGAUUCUCCAGCAGCAACUACUACAGGAACAAGCGUUACUGCUGGAGUACAAGCGUAAGCAGGUAGAGGAGCAGCGGCAGGCAGAGCGGCUACAGAGGCAGCUCCAGCAGGAGAGAGCCUACCUGGUGUCUCUACAACAGCAGCAGCAGCAACAACAACAACAGCAGCAGCAGCAGCAGCAGCAGGAUGGAAGGCAAGCAGAGAAGAAACAGCUUUACCACUAUAAAGAUGUCAUCAAUCCUACUGACAAGCCUGCCUGGGCUAAAGAGGUCCCGAAGCAGCAGCAUGCUCACGGUAACCCGCCCCGCUCUCACCUACGACAUCACCAGUCAUUCAACCAACCAGCUUCAUCCUCUGCCUCCCAUGGCCAACCCAGAGCUCAGGCCCCUAGACGAACCCCGUCCCAUGCUGCCCAGCUCCUCUCCACCCACCUCCCCCAUAUCCAUAUUUCACUAGACCCCGCGGAGCCGCUAGAUCUGGGGCUGAAGCAGGAGAUAAGUCAGCAGGUCCGAGAGUUUAGGGCUCAGAAACUGAGUCAGAGGGGCCGCAGCCCAGGGCCCAUCCGGGAACACAACCAGGCUGCUGGCCAAGGGCCUAGUAAGGGACCGAGUAAGAACCAGAAAGAGCGUUCCAGUCAAGGGCCAAUCAGUCAGUCUAAUGCAGUACCCAUCCCUUAUCCUCUGGGGUCAGGUAAUCAGAAAGAGAAGGCUAGAGACAGGCCUCUCUCUGCCCCCAGUCAGGCUGCCAUCCAGGGGCUGUUGUCUCCAGACCCACAAUCUAAGCCCCUUCAGUCUCAUCCUAAGUCCCCAGGACAGGUCCGGAAACCUCAGUCUGGAUCUAACUCUGGGUCCAACCCUGCAAUCAAACUGGUGGAGGAACGAUCUAAGCUGAACAGACAGAGCUCUCCAGCGCUGCAGCACAAAUUGUCCAACCGCAUCUCCGACCCCUCCCUCCCUCCCCGCUCAGAGUCCUUCAGCAGCGGGGGCAUGCAGCCCGCCCGCACCCCACCCAUCCACCGUUCCAUCGAACCACAGAUGGCUCACCUGGUUCCAGUGAAAACCCACUCCAGCUCCAUGUCUGGCUCUCAGUCACUGCAGGACCAGACGGGUUCAGCUCUUAGUGAGGGCGUCAGCGUGGGCUCCCCCAGGCCUGAGAUGCCCCGCCAGAACUCAGACCCCACCUCUGACACACCUACACCCCUACCGCUGCGUAUCACCGGCAGGGAGGAGCGGGAACGAGAUCGGGAACGGGACAGGGACAAGGAUCGGGAUAGAACCGCCUGGUUGAGAGAGGAGGAUAUCCCACCCAAGGUCCCCCAAAGGACCACUUCUAUCUCCCCAGCCCUGGUCAGGAAGAACUCCCCUAAUGGAGGAGUGGGUCUGGGCCCUCGCACGGGUUCUCAGCUCAUACGCGCUAGUAACCCAGACCUACGACGCUCAGAGCUCUCCCUGGAUGCCAUGCUGCAAAGAACUUCCUCCAACUCGUCGUCAUCUUCCUCCCCUUCAUCUCAGGGAGGCUCAGCCGAGAGGAGAGGUCAAACCAAGCAGGAAGGAUCCCCUCCGGGAGCCAAUCAGGAGACAAAGCCUAAACAGGAGGAGGGCCGUGAAUCAGCCAGACCCAGCAGACCUGCAGACCUAAGUGCAUUGGCUAAGGAACUCAGAGAACUGAGAGUAGAGGAGGGGAGCAGACCUCCAGUCAAGGUGACAGACUACUCGUCCUCCAGUGAAGAAUCAGAGAGCAGUGAUGAGGACGGGGAGACGGUGGGGCAUGAUGGGACAGUUGCUGUUAGCGACAUACCCCGCAUCAUGCCAGCAGUGCAGAGCAGCAGUGAGUCGUAUGGAGGGCUGACGGAGGACUCUCUGGGAGAUGCCUAUAAUAGCUCCAAGGACGGCACUCUAGUGAUGAGAGAGGCAGAGGAGAGGAGGAGAGGUGGUCACACAGAGAGCAAUGGGUUCGGUAACCAUGGUAACCUCCCCGACCUGGUACAGCAGAGCAACUCUCCCUCAGCCACACCCACAGCCCUGCAGGAACUUGGCGACAUGGCUGAGUUUGGUUUGGGCGGGUCCAAAGCAUCCUUCACCCCAUUUGUCGAUCCACGUGUCUAUCAAACCUCCCCGAGUGACGAUGAUAAUGAGAACUCAGCGGCAGCCAUGUUUGCGAAUGAACUGCUGAGGCAAGAGCAAGCCAGGCUAAAUGAAGCCAGAAAGAUCUCUGUGGUCAACGUCAACCCUACAAACAUCAGACCCCACAGUGACACACCAGAGAUCCGCAAAUACAAGAAACGCUUCAACUCUGAGAUCCUGUGUGCUGCGCUCUGGGGUGUGAACCUUCUGGUGGGGACGGAGAACGGUCUAAUGCUGCUUGACCGAAGUGGACAGGGAAAAGUGUAUAACCUGAUCACCAGACGGCGUUUCCUACAAAUGGAUGUGCUGGAGGGGCUCAAUGUGCUAGUCACCAUAUCUGGGAAAAAGAAUAAGUUGCGUGUCUACUACUUGUCCUGGCUGAGGAACAGAAUAUUACACAACGACCCGGAAGUAGAGAAGAAGCAGGGUUGGAUUACAGUUGGGGAACUGGAGGGCUGUGUGCAUUAUAAAGUUGUUAAAUAUGAGAGGAUUAAGUUCCUGGUGAUUGCUCUGAAGACCUCUGUGGAAAUCUAUGCCUGGGCUCCCAAACCUUACCACAAGUUCAUGGCCUUUAAGUCAUUCACUGAGCUGCAGCACCGUCCCCAGCUGGUUGACCUUACAGUGGAGGAAGGUCAGAGGUUAAAGGUCAUCUAUGGCUCCAGCGUGGGCUUCCAUGUCAUCGAUGUGGACUCAGGCAACCCCUACGACAUCUACAUCCCCUCACAUAUCCAGAGCCAGGUGACACCCCAUGCUAUCGUGGUGCUCCCUAAGACUGAUGGGAUGGAGAUGCUGCUGUGUUACGAGGACGAGGGCGUCUACGUCAACACCUAUGGUCGAAUCACCAAGGACGUGGUGCUACAAUGGGGAGAGAUGCCUACCUCUGUUGCCUAUAUCCAUUCUAAUCAGAUUAUGGGCUGGGGUGAGAAAGCCAUAGAGAUCCGCUCUGUGGAGACGGGUCAUCUGGAUGGAGUCUUCAUGCACAAGAGAGCCCAGAGACUCAAGUUCCUCUGUGAGAGGAACGACAAGGUAUUCUUUGCAUCGGUGCGUUCAGGAGGUAGCAGCCAAGUUUUCUUCAUGACACUCAACAGAAACUCUAUGAUGAACUGGUGAUGGCUCCUGCAAUUGUCCACUCUGCCUCACUCUCCCCUUGGCCAGCCCAACUUGGCCCACGGCACAUCUCACAAAUGAACCCAAUCGAUGAGUGGCCACAAGUGAACUCUUAAACACUUGGAGAGACUAAAAAGGUGUAGAAAAAAAAAGUCAAAGUUAUUGUAGAGAAAAACAACAACAACGACCUGUUCUAAAUGAAGAGACAUGUUACCCUAGAUUAUAUCAGGUCAUGCAGAAGCCAUCGUUACUCAACUGACUGGCAAACUGGUGCCACUGACUUUCCAAAUAUUCUCUUCCUUCCUCUUUCUCUUUCCCUGUCUGUUACUCUUUUCCCUUUUUGUCUGUCUUUUUCUAUUUUCUCUCUGCAAGGACCAGUGCAUUCAAGUGUUCAACAACUUAAGAGCUGCACUUUACACCUGCCUCCCUUUAUCUCCUCUUCCUUUUUGCCCCCUCCUUCUUUAUGACCAAGCCUCUGCUCCUUCCCUCCAUCAAGUCAUCACUUUUUCAGUCCUUUGACAUCCAUGUGCUCCAUUUCCCUCACUUCCUAUCCACCACGUGUGGGCCCAUUCCCUGAGAACUACACCGCACAGGCUGGAGGAAGAAUAGAGGAAUAUGAUUUAAUCUAAAUUUAAAUAUAUACUUCUGAAUAUGACAGUGCAGGGAGGGCAGCUGAGGGAUGACAAAUCUACUCAGGAUGUUGGCAGUGACCUGAUUGAUUUUCUUUCCCCUCCGUCACUCCCCUCCUCCUCCUCCUCUACUUCCUCCUCUUGCCAUCAUUUCAGGCUCCAAGUAGACUGAAUUGUGAUGUAGUGUUCGAUCGCAUUUUUGCUGAUAGAGAUGCGAUGAGACACUCUGCUGUCAUAGGCAGGUCGUAACAGUAUGCAAACAUGAUGUCUGUGUCCCUUUAAAAUGAAAUCACUGGUCCAUUUUGUCUCCUUUCUUUCUGUUUCCCUCCUCCUGUCAACCCCCAUCAUCAUCAUCAUCAUCAUCAUCAUCAACACACCUCUCUUUACUCUUAAUGUCUUUAAAUUCUGAAGGUGCUGCAUCAGAUAUACUGUAAUAUUACAAUGAAGAAUGAGAGUGUCAUUCUGUUCAUUAGGUAUAUGUUUAUUUCUGUUCUUUUCCUUUUCUGUGUAACAGUUUGGAGUCAGUCAGUCUUGAAGCUUGAUGAAUUGUACAGCACAUGUGUGUCAGCGUGAGUGUGUGUGUGUGUGUGUGUGUGUGUGUGUGUGUGUGUGUGUGCGUUUCACUUGAUGUUGAAAUGAAUCCCAUUCAAAUCAAGUUCGAAUCAAAGUGCGACAUUGAAGUCAAUGUCUAGAAAAAGAGUAAUCCAGUCUCUGUGCGUGAACUCUGACCUUAAUGCGAUCAAAGCAACUUUGAGUGUGUUUACAUGCAGAUUUAUGAUAUUAUCUUCUUAGUAUGAAGUUUAUGAGUUGGUGUAUCUAAACACCAUGCAUUUAAAAAUAGGCAAUAUUAGUGGUUGAUUUUUGGAGUAUGUUUCUGUUUCCUUUGACACAGUAAUAUUCAAAAUGGUCUGGCUAUUUGUGAGCACAGCGACAUAAAGAUCCAUAUUAACACCUUAUCCUGAAUUUGACCUUAAUGGGAUAUGAGCUAGUACCCCCAAUACUGUGUGCAUGUGAAAGCACUCAUUGUUGAAAGCUGUGGUGUCCUUUUUGAAUCAUGCUCCUGUGUGAUUGGUUCUUCUGAUUUUGGCUCCUAACUGUUCAUAUGGUGCCUAGCAUGAUGUAAGCAAAACUAAAAUGGAGGCCAAAAGAUUAUCACUGAUAUUAUAAUUAAAAUUUAUAUUGCCUAAAGGCUCACUUUACACAGUUUUCUUUGUGUUAUGAUCUAACUUUAACACAUAGUCGAUGUUAUUUGUCUCUCUUAAUGGAGAUGUACAUUAACAAAGCUGAGACUUGAUUUAUUCUUUGAAAGGAGUAACUGAACAUGAUAUGAUAAAACCUUACAAUUUCAUACAUAUUUAGUACAGCUCAAUCAUUAAUACAUUCAAUUUAUAACACUAUUGAGGGUGGACUAGUCCAUGCAUACUCAUCCAUGUUGGAGAACAAUAUAAUGCAGAUUAGUUAGUUUUUUUUUUUGGUGGAUAUACUGUAGGCUUGGCAGUGUUGGCCUAUGGUUAACAAAGUUAAGAUGACACAAAAGAAUACAUGUUCCCCAAUAAUGUAAUCAUCAUCUGAAUCAAGUUUUUUCUGUGAAAUUGGUUUCUGUUGUAUUUUCAAGGACUUUUUACACUUGCAUUGAGUAGUUGUUCCUGUGCAGCUGUAAGUUAGGUUCACUGAUCUCUGUUAGGGGGAGCAGGCUAACAUUUUAGCAAUAAAGAGCCGAGCUGAAGAAACCACUGUCUUCCCUGUGUGUGUGUGUGUGUGUGUGUGCGCGCGUGCAUGCAUCUGUGUGUAUGAUUAAUGAGCAAGUGUGAAUGGGGCAUUAAUAUUAUGUUUGUCCAUUAUGGAAUUCACUCUUCCCAUUGGAAAUGCUGACAGUCAUUACACUGAGGACUCUCCUUUCAAAGACAAAACCACUGUAUUCUUUAUUCUGUUUAUUUCCUGUUUUCUUUAUUUUGAAAGAGCAUUACUAAUGUCCUGUUUUGGGAUUUAUUUGUUUUGUAAAAGAGAUGCUGUAAGAGAGAAAUAAAUGAAACUAGAGCAUUA
Molecule: messenger RNA, 7705 nt
Organism: Thunnus maccoyii (southern bluefin tuna)
Lineage: Eukaryota; Metazoa; Chordata; Actinopteri; Scombriformes; Scombridae
Gene: tnika
Product: TRAF2 and NCK interacting kinase a
Exons: 34
Coding region: 429-5036 (1535 amino acids)
Biological process (GO): protein phosphorylation
Molecular function (GO): ATP binding; protein kinase activity
Source: RefSeq, a predicted model, not a curated record